Molecule: messenger RNA, 4359 nt
Organism: Lucilia cuprina (Australian sheep blowfly)
Lineage: Eukaryota; Metazoa; Arthropoda; Insecta; Diptera; Calliphoridae
Gene: Lrch
Product: leucine-rich repeat and calponin homology domain-containing protein
Exons: 11
Coding region: 305-4333 (1342 amino acids)
Molecular function (GO): protein binding
Source: RefSeq, a predicted model, not a curated record
UCUCUCGGUCGAAGGUGGACGCUCCAAAGAAACGAACGGCAACCUUAUUAGUUAAAGAAGAAUUCUUAGAAAUUUUAUGUUUGUAUAAAUAAGAAAUAAAGGAAAAGCCAAAGAAGUUUUUUUUAUUAAAAUAUCUACAAGAAAAAUACAUAUUUAAAAAAAUAAUAAAAUCUGAAAUAGAGCAAAAUGCAAAUAAAAUUUUAAUCGAAAAAGGAUUUUAUGAUUGUGUGUCUCGAAGUUUUCAAAUAAAGUGAGUGCAAGUGUUUUUUUGUUGUAGAACAAUAAAUAAAAAAAAAUCGUCUAAAUGAGGAUGGCAGCCACAGCUGCCGUCUACAAUCGGCUCCACAAUACAAGUGUGGGUGUGGUUGGAGGCGGCCUAAGUUCUGGACAAGCCGGUGGAGGCAGUGGCGGAGGUCUGGGUCACCAUCACCAGCUGGCACGUUCUCUAGAACGCAUAUUAGAGGAGGCCCAUCUCAGUGGAGAACUUAUAUUGACCAAUAGGAAAUUGAAAGAUUUUCCUAAAACUGGCACCAAAUAUAAUCUUAACGACACUGUGAUUGCAGAUUUAUCCCGCAAUCGAUUUUGUGAAUUGCCGGAAGAAAUUACUACAUUUUCUUUUCUGGAAACACUGCUGCUCUAUCACAAUACCAUACGCAGUAUACCGGAAUCGGUGAAACAUUUGACUUCUUUAACAUAUUUAGACUUGCGCAGUAAUCAAUUGUCUUCAUUGCCGCGUGAAUUAUGCUUUCUACCCCUGCAAGUAUUAUUGGUAUCAAAUAAUCGUUUGACAGCGCUACCAGAUGAAUUGGGACGCAUGGAUCGUUUAACCGAUUUGGAUGCUUCAUACAAUCAGCUUACAACAUUACCAGCACGCAUUGGUGAAUUGCGUUCUUUAAGAUCGUUUUCUUUGCGUAGCAAUCAAUUGAUGUAUUUACCUCGAGAAUUAACCUGUCUAACAUUGGUUUCAUUGGAUGUAUCGAAUAAUCGCAUUUCUAGUCUACCUCUUGAAAUUCGUCAAAUGUCAACAUUGGUUGAAAUCAAUCUUGAAAAUAAUCCUAUGACUUCACCCCCAGCUAGUCUCUGCGUUCGUGGUUUGGUGCACGUCUUUAAAUAUUUAGAAACUCAAGCAACCAAAGAAGAAAAAGGCUCUCGAGCUGGAGGAAACUAUGAUGGUUACACAACCUUAAGACGGGCACCGCGUAACAAUUCCAAUGGCAAUGUCUUAGAGACACAUCGUGUUGUUAGACAUCAUGUGGAUUCUGGUUACAGUACUUGUGAUGGUAUUGAUAAACGUUGGUCUCAUGAUAUGCCCCUGAAAUCAAAAAAUGAAUCUCCCAUACGUAUGACACCUACAACACCUCCUUUAACAAAAGCAUCUCUGCUAAAUGCUGAUCUCAUGGAUGCUUCAUUAACAUCGAGUACAAGUACCAUUGUCGAUGAAUCGAUAAGUGUAACAGCUGCUGUUGUGAAACCCUUAAAUAUGGAAAGUCAGUCAAUGAGUGAUUUGAACUGUUCGCCCAUUAAACGAAAAGAUGAAAAUAAUUUAAUGCAUUUACAACAACAACACCUCAAUUAUGUCCAUAAUCAUUCUAGUUCCAGUAGUGGUUCUACACCCGAUUUAGACGAUGGCAUGAUCGAUCACAAUCUACAGCAACAACCAAAUGGCAAAUUAGAUGAUAAAGCAAACAAAAAUUUAGGAAAUAUACAAACUUAUAGGGAAUAUAAAGAGGCUUUAAAACAGCAACGUAGUCAAGAAGUCUACAAAUUAAAAGAACAAAAACAUGUUUAUGAUGCAAAUGAAACCCCCUCUCCACAGCCAAAUGAAGACAUGGAAAUACGCUUGAAUGGUAAUGCGCAAAGCGCACCAGUGCCAAAAUCCAUAAUGAAAAAUAGUGCCAAUAACUCAAAUGCAACAUUAAAUGGUGUUAGUGUCAGUGCUAGUGGUGUGGGCAACAAUGCCGUCGUCAGCAGCAGCAAUGGUGGCAUCGAAGAAACUGUAGUUAUACCAAAGAAACCCAUACAAAAAGUUAUACCCUCCAGAAAUACCGAACUAAUGUCCUCAGCGAAACAUGCUGCAAACGAUGUCCUAUCGACAGUUACAACAAAUGGCGACUGUAUUGGUUAUGUGAAACCGAAUAGUCCUAUGAAAACCCUUAAUGGUGGUAGUGUUGUUAGUGGUGGCAAUGGUCUAACGGGUCUUGGAGUUGGUAUCUUAACGAAUAAUAAUAAAUUUACAACAACAACAAUGACGACAACUACAACAUCAUCGACAGGAGGAGGUAUAAAAUCACCAGUUGGCAAUAAUAGCAACAAAAUAAUAACUGGCAAAGCACAUCGAACUGUUACUUGGAAUCAUGACAUACCACCAGAGAAGUUAAGUUUUACAAUGCGUCGAGAAUUCGAUCGUCAAAGAGAGGAAAUCGAACUUAUGACACAAUUACGCAGUAUUAUUGAAACCCGAUUGAAAAUGACUCUACCUGAUGAUAUAGCAUCCGCUUUAACUGAUGGCGUUAUAUUGUGUCAUUUAGCAAAUUAUGUUCGACCCCGUUCGGUGGCCAGUAUACAUGUACCAUCUCCAGGAGUAUCAAAAUUAACUAUGGCUCGUUGUCGUCGUAAUGUGGAUAAUUUUUUAGAAGCUUGUCGUAAAAUUGGUGUUGAUGAGGAGUUGAUUUGCUCCUGUGCAGACGUCAUACCCCUCUCUGCAACUGAUGCUGAUGGUCAUGAUAAUGAUGAUCUCGUUACAUUAGAGGACUUUAACGACAACAACGAUCAACUGUAUCGCAACAAUAACAAUUGUACAGAUGCAGAGACUGAUAAUCACGAAGAACAAAAGCGACAACAGCAACGCAAAAUAUUGCCAAAUCCAUCGGCCGUUUUGAAAACUGUGGCUGCAUUAAUAGCAAUGGACAGUAAUCCGCAACAUCAGAAUAUAAAAAACUUGCAACAGCAACAUGAAUUUAAAAUGAAAUUACAAGAGUUUCAAAAUCAACACCAACAAGUGCCACAACAUUGUGUGGAGGAUAAGAAACACUACUUUUAUAUAAAUAAAAAACCAGACUUGAGCAAACAACGUCAUUGCAUGCUGCUUGAAAAUAAUGAUUCACUGCUAGAAGAGGAUGAAGAGGAGAGUGGUGAUAGAGAACUACAGGAAUUGAUGAAAGAAGAGCAAAACCAAUUAACUGCAACCUGCACCAAAGAACAGAUGAUGAUGGAAUUUCAAAAUUCCAAUUAUGAUAAAUUUGAUCAUUAUGAUAAUAAUUUAAAUAGUGAUGGUGGUGGUGAUGACUGUUAUGGCAAUGGUCAUCAAAUAGACAACUGUUACAGCAGCAGCAAAAAUGGUCACAAUAAUGCCAGCAGCUGCAGCAAUGAAAGAAAGCAACAAGAAAAACAUGUUGGCUCUUCUUCCUCUUCUACAACCACAUUAAGUGUUGGAAAUUUAUAUCGUCAUUGUAAAUUGAAAACAUUUCAAAAAAUCAAAUUAAAUUUGAUUACACAUCAUGGUAAUAGUGGUGGUAGUGGUGGUAGUAAUCAUUGCUCCUCCUCCUCCUCUUCUUUAUUGUCAUCCUCAAUGGAUGGCAACAUGUUACAGACAAUUGUUGAGACAGAUAAUGAUGUAAUUAGUGGCAAUACAACAUCAUCAACUACCGGUUUAUAUCAAAUUAUCGAUGAGAAAUAUAAAAUCAAAGAAACUGAACUAUCGCUUAAGGUGAUUAACAACCAAUCCUCUAAUAAUAAUACUUCUUCAAUCACAUCUGCAGUCGGUGCAAGUAAUAUGAAACAUAAAUUAUUCGAUUUGUCUGGCAUGGAAAAGUCAUGUGAAAAAUCAUCAACAACUUUGUCAUCUGCAACAUCGACACAGCCCACUGAUGCAAUAGCAGCAGCUGCAACCAUCAACAAUACAGUGUCGAAACGUAUCGAGUUCUUUGAACACGCCAAUAUACCAAAUGGUGGCAUAAUUAAACCCAAAUCAAACAUAUACAGUAUUUAUCGUGUUAACGACAAUAUGGCCAUCGAAGAUGAGAAACUUGUGAAGAAUGUUGUUAAAUUAAAAGAAGCUGGAUCUUCAAAAUCAACGGCAGCAACAUCAUUCCUAUUAAGACACGAUUCUCAUACUCUAACAAUUAUACUGUCGUGUGUUUUUAUUGUGACAUUUUUGCUGUUGAAUCUAAUAUGCUGUGCUGCAGAUGUACUGGAGGGUAAAGGUGUUGUUCAAGUUGCCAUAACGGUGGGUGAACUCUUUCGUAUUCAUGGUAAUGGUGCUAAUAUACAAAAUACUAGUAAAUCACCUACCCGAGCCACACGAGCUACUCUAACGCCAUCACCUAUAGUUUAAAUAAAAUGCCAAAGAGAUGACCAAGU